Arabidopsis lyrata subsp. lyrata is the source of this 920-nucleotide messenger RNA. RefSeq names its product monothiol glutaredoxin-S9. The transcript has a single exon. The record is from RefSeq and is a predicted model, not a curated record. Lineage: Eukaryota; Viridiplantae; Streptophyta; Magnoliopsida; Brassicales; Brassicaceae. Gene Ontology annotation, cellular component: nucleus; cytoplasm. The coding region runs from base 461 to 769 and encodes 102 amino acids.
UCAAAUCAAAAUGCUCAUCUUGGUAUCUAGGAGGAAAAAAGGGUAGGUGAAUUGUGAUUAUGCAACUUUUCUUAGUCCUUCCUUACUAAUACUAAUAUAAUAUGAAUUAAAGAAGAGAACAAAAUAUUAAUAAAGUCACUUUAAUGUACUUGGGGAACCUUUAGACGAUCUCCUGUGAUCUCUCUUUUUUUGGUCUCUAAGAUUCUUUUAUUUUUUCUUUGUUUGCCUAUAAAUAGCCUAUGAUUCAAGUAACUCAAGUCUCAGGCAACACCGAGCUUAAUACUGUAGUAUAUACACACAACAAACAAAAACACUCUCUUUUCUUCUAAUAGGAACCCCCAAAAGCGAGGUUUCUCAUGCGUUUUCAGUUUUAAAUAUCUUUCAAUCCACUAGGGAAGAUUUUGUUUCUUCUACUCCAAGAAACAAGCCCUAGAUUGAUCGAGACUUCCUUCAAGAAACCAUGGACAAAGUUGUGAGAAUGUCGUCAGACAAAGGAGUGGUUAUUUUCAGCAAGAGCUCGUGUUGCCUGUCCUAUGCGGUCCAAGUCCUCUUCCAAGACCUCGGGGUUCACCCAACAGUCCAUGAGAUCGAUAAAGACCCUGAAUGUCGUGAGAUCGAGAAAGCCCUGAUGAGGCUCGGGUGUUCCACGCCGGUCCCAGCCAUCUUUGUGGGUGGGAAGCUCAUUGGUUCGACCAAUGAAGUCAUGUCGCUGCACCUUAGCGGCUCGUUGGUUCCGCUGGUUAAGCCAUUUCAGGCCAAUCUAUGUUAAAAAGGUGUCCUAACUUUCUAAACUACAAAAAUGAAUUUCAAUAAGAAGCACAAUCCUAUAGCCUAUGCAACCUUUGUAAUGUAGCAUUUUAAAAUAUUGUUUGUUUUGUAAUUUCAGAUAAUAUCCAAUAAUAAUUGACUAAUUUCUACUA